This is a messenger RNA of Lachnellula hyalina, 525 nucleotides long. Its product is annotated as 60S ribosomal protein. The record is from RefSeq and is a predicted model, not a curated record. Lineage: Eukaryota; Fungi; Ascomycota; Leotiomycetes; Helotiales; Lachnaceae. The coding region runs from base 1 to 525 and encodes 174 amino acids. The transcript is spliced from 5 exons. Gene Ontology annotation, biological process: translation. Gene Ontology annotation, molecular function: structural constituent of ribosome. Gene Ontology annotation, cellular component: ribosome; cytosolic large ribosomal subunit.
AUGUUGAGAGUCGUUGUUGGAUUAGACCGCCGCACACUGGAUUCUUCAGAAUUUCCACUCCCCAAUUUUCGUGGAGAGCAACACCACGACGAAAAACCAACAACUCCGACAGUCGCCAUGAAGUUCCUCAAGGUCGGCCGUGUUGCCAUCAUCACCAGGGGCAGAUAUGCCGGAAAGAAGGUCGUGAUCAUUCAACCCCAAGACACCGGCAACAAGAGCCACCCAUACCCUCACGCAUUGGUCGCCGGUAUCGAGCGCUACCCAUCGCAAAUCACCCGCCGCAUGUCAAAAGCCCGUCAAGCCAAGCGCAGCAAGGUUAAGCCGUUCAUCAAGGUCAUCAACUACAACCAUCUGAUGCCCACACGUUACACCUUGGAGUUGGAGGGAUUGAAGGGAGUUGUGACUGCCGAUACUUUCAAGGAGGUUUCCCAGCGAGAGGAUGCGAAGAAGACCGUCAAGAAGGCUUUGGAGGAGAGAUACACGUCCGGAAAGAACAGAUGGUUCUUCACUCCUCUCCGAUUUUGA